This is a messenger RNA of Dryobates pubescens (Downy woodpecker), 939 nucleotides long. RefSeq names its product JAZF zinc finger 1 (gene JAZF1). The transcript is spliced from 5 exons. NCBI's taxonomy places the organism in Eukaryota, Metazoa, Chordata, Aves, Piciformes, Picidae. The record is from RefSeq and is a predicted model, not a curated record. Gene Ontology annotation, cellular component: nucleus. The coding region runs from base 123 to 854 and encodes 243 amino acids.
CCUCUCUCUCGCUCCCCAUCUCUCUCUCUCCGUCCCGUUCCCCCCUGCCCCCGGCUGCUCCCCGCCCUGCUGCCGGCGGCCCUGGCAGAGCAGGCACCGCAGGGGGAUCUCGAUGUAACACCAUGACAGGCAUCGCCGCCGCCUCCUUCUUCUCCAACGCCUGCAGGUUCGGGGGCUGCGGACUCCACUUCCCAACCCUGGCAGAGCUCAUCGAGCACAUCGAGGACAACCACAUCGAUACAGACCCACGUGUAUUAGAGAAACAAGAACUUCAGCAGCCAACCUAUGUUGCUUUAAGUUACAUUAACAGAUUUAUGACUGAUGCAGCUCGCCGUGAGCAGGAGUCUUUGAAGAAAAAGAUUCAGCCGAAACUAUCUUUGACUUUGUCAAGCACAGUGUCCCGUGGGAAUGUAUCUACUCCACCUCGCCACAGCAGUGGAAGCCUUACUCCUCCAGUCACCCCUCCAAUCACUCCCUCCUCUUCGUUUCGCAGUAGUACUCCUACAGGUAGUGAAUAUGAUGAGGAGGAAGUAGACUAUGAAGAAUCAGACAGUGAUGAGUCCUGGACUACAGAAAGUGCUAUCAGCUCUGAAGCUAUCCUUAGUUCAAUGUGCAUGAAUGGAGGGGAUGAGAAGCCUUUUGCCUGUCCUGUUCCUGGAUGUAAAAAAAGAUAUAAGAAUGUGAACGGCAUCAAGUACCACGCCAAGAACGGCCACAGGACGCAGAUCCGCGUACGCAAACCCUUCAAGUGUCGCUGUGGAAAGAGUUACAAGACAGCUCAGGGCCUGCGGCACCACACAAUCAAUUUCCACCCCCCCGUGUCUGCUGAGAUUAUCAGGAAGAUGCAGCAAUAAACAUGCUGGUCACAAAUGUGCCAAGAAAUCCUCACCAGCAGUUGCUGAUUUUGAGAACAGCCACCUUUGGUUUGGUUUGGGUUUG